Geodia barretti is the source of this 951-nucleotide messenger RNA. The record is from the annotation of a GenBank genome assembly. Lineage: Eukaryota; Metazoa; Porifera; Demospongiae; Tetractinellida; Geodiidae.
AUGCUGGCCUACACCGUGCGGCGCCUGCUGAACCUCAUUCCCAUCCUGUUCCUGCUCACCGCCUUCGUCUUUUUCAUAUUCCGCUUCCUGCCCGGCGGGCCCAUCGAAAUGAUGGUGCCGCCCGACGAAGUCCUCGACGAAGAAGUCCGCCUCAUACUGGAAAAGGAAUUGGGCCUCGACCGCCCUGUUCUGGUGCAGUAUUUCGAUUGGCUGUGGCGCGCCCUGCAGGGUGAUUUCGGGGAAUCGAUCUACAGUCAGCUACCGGUCGGCGGCCUCAUCAUGGAGCGUUUUCCCGCCACCUUAUACUUGGCCCUUGCCGCCGUCGUGCUCGCCAUUGCGGUGGCCAUCCCCAUGGGCACCAUCGCGGCACUGCGCAAGAACACGAUGACCGAUUACGUGGCCAUGGGCACCUCGGUGCUCGGCCUCACGGUGCCGAAUUUCUGGCUCGCCCUGAUGAUGAUCCUGCUGUUCUCGCUCGGCCUGCGCUGGCUGCCGAGCAUGGGCUACGUCGACCCGAUGCAGGACUUCUUCGGCAGCCUGAAACACUUCGUCAUGCCGGCCAUCGUAUUGGCAGCGUAUCCGUGCGCCGUGGCCACCCGCAUGACCCGCUCCAGCAUGCUGGAUGAGCUCAACAAGGACUACGUCUACACCGCCCGCUCGCAGGGCCUGCCGGAGUGGAAGAUCAUCUUCAAGUACACACUCAAAAACGCCCUGAUUCCCACCAUCACCAUCGUCGGCCUGCUGUUCGCCCGCCAGUUGGGCGGCACCAUCAUCAUUGAAACGAUCUUUGGCUGGCCGGGCGUCGGGCUGUUGAUCUUCGAGCACAUCAACGCGCGAGACUUUCCGGUACUGCAGGGCGCCGUGCUGCUUCUGGCCAUCUUUUUCGUCGGCAUCAAUCUCUUGGUCGAUCUGAUGUAUCGCCUGGUCAACCCGCGCGUCGAGCUGAGUUGA